Messenger RNA from Letharia lupina, 1314 nucleotides. RefSeq lists its product as uncharacterized. NCBI's taxonomy places the organism in Eukaryota, Fungi, Ascomycota, Lecanoromycetes, Lecanorales, Parmeliaceae. The coding region runs from base 1 to 1314 and encodes 437 amino acids. The record is from RefSeq and is a predicted model, not a curated record. The transcript is spliced from 2 exons.
AUGGACAUUGGAUACAAUGCGGCGCGAAUCCUUUAUCUUCCCUUCGAGUUGUGGGGCUCAGUUUGUCAAUGGCUUAAAAAGGACGAUAUUAGGAGCACACGCCUAGCGUGCAGACUCUUCAAUGAGGUAGCGUCCCCGUUCCUAUUGCAACGGGUAUGGAUAUCUUCAAGUUCCGAGGACCAGAAGACUCUGACAGCUAUUUCGCUGCAUCAAGUAUUCAGCAAGUACGUCAAGGAGAUAUACUACGAUAGCACUAUAUACGACCCAGAUCUACUCACCAUUUUCAACGAUGAUAGGUCUUAUGGAAAAUAUAUACGCAGAUUCCUAAAAAAUAGAUCGAGGACCAUCUGGCCGAAGAACGCAUUACGAUAUGCUAUUUCUCAGUAUAAGGUGAGAUGCAAAGAACAGAUUGAGCUCCAAGCCUACGAGGGAGCGCACCUAACGCGGUCAUCAGACGCUCCGCCUAAUUUUGGGUCUCUACUUACAGCCGCGAAAGGAAGCGAGGAAGUACCACAUCGCCUAGAUGUCGAUACAUUUGACAGGUUUUGGUAUCGUGGCUUCUACGUACUCACACAAGCAGCAUCAAUGUUGAACCUGAAGCAGCUUCGAUCAUUCGUCACUGAUAGUGCAAAGCAGGGUAUUUCAUACACAGUGCUAGAUAUGGCCAGCACAGAGCUUAUGCAUACUUGCAACGCCUUUCGACAUCUCGCAACUAUCAGCUUGCAGAUCGACACGCAAAAUGGUAAUUCCCAGUGGAAUUGGAUCAAGUUUUUGGGCGGUGGCAACGUUGCUCUAAUGCUCACUGCUGCCCAGGGCCUUAAGCAUCUGGACCUAGGGUUCGAUAUGCCUUACACCGAAAUUCGUAAGCUUGCGAAGCUGCUUGGACACCUUGCUUGGCCGUGUCUCCAACAUGUCGGCCUGAGCAACAUGAUCUUGGAGGAAGAUGAGCUCGUGGCUUUCCUUAAGAGGCAUAUCAGCACACUUGAAUCGAUCUCCCUGGACUACAUGAUUCUUUUCAAACACCACCCUCAAGAUCGCAUAUUUGGAGAUUGGACCCCAAAGUCAUGGAAAGGUGCAUUCCGAAGCAUGAGCGUACUGGCUCUGAACAAUCUUUGUAUUUCCAUACCUCUCAGCGACGGCGAACCAUGUUCAAUGCGAGGUUACUGGCAUGGUGAUGACCCCGCGAAAGUUAACCGCUUCCUGGCCUCUGGUGGAUACACAGGGUUUGCUGAAAAUGAACUUCAGUAUGAUCAGGAGCAGCAGCGACAAUGGCUCCAGGCACAGUGGGAGUAUGAAAAUUUGGAUCGAGAAUAG